Messenger RNA from Penicillium concentricum, 2388 nucleotides. Its product is annotated as putative MFS transporter. Gene Ontology annotation, molecular function: transmembrane transporter activity; zinc ion binding; DNA binding. The coding region runs from base 1 to 2388 and encodes 795 amino acids. The record is from RefSeq and is a predicted model, not a curated record. NCBI's taxonomy places the organism in Eukaryota, Fungi, Ascomycota, Eurotiomycetes, Eurotiales, Aspergillaceae. The transcript is spliced from 9 exons. Gene Ontology annotation, biological process: DNA-templated transcription; transmembrane transport.
AUGGAAUCCAGACCAGAUCUCGAGUCCCAAAAACCAACCCCGCAGGUCGAUUCUCCUCACGACUCGGAAUCAGAAGAUGACCUCGCCCUAAAACCCCAGGCCUCGAAUGCCUAUGGCAUCCCAACGUGGCGCAAAUGCCUCAUCCUCUUUGUCGUCAGCUGGAUGACCUUGGCUGUCACAUUCUCCAGUACUUCACUAUUGCCCGCAAUCCCGGAGAUCGCUACCGAGUUUUCUACUACAUCGGAGAUUCUGAAUGUCACUAAUGCUGGUGUGCUGAUUGCCAUGGGCUUCUCCUCUUUUAUUUGGGGCCCACUCACCCACUUAUUCGGGCGUCGCAAUGCCUAUAAUGCAGCUAUCCUUGUGCUUUGUGCAUGCUCGGCCGGUACCGCCGCAGCGAUCAAUUUGCACAUGUUUAUCGCAAUGCGUAUUUUGGGAGGCUUCACGGGUACCUUCUUCAUGGUUGCUGGGCAGACUAUUCUUGCGGAUAUCUUUGAACCGACUGUGCGUGGAACAGCUAUAGGCUGCUUCAUGGUUGGAUCUGUCAGUGGGCCUGCAAUUGGGCCUUGUAUCGGCGGCAUCAUUGUCACGUUUUCUCAGUGGCGCAUUAUCUACUGGCUCCAAUUUGCGAUGACUUUACUCGGCCUCGUCUUGUCUCUUCUUUUUGUGCCAAGUAUCCAAGAAAAGAACCGGGUCAUAGACUCCGACAAACCCUGGAAGCUUUACACUGUCAUAAGCAUGUUCAAUCCCUUGCGCAUCUUUCGUCAAUUCGUGUAUCCCAACAUCUUUCUUGCAUGCCUCACAUGUGGCCUUCUUUCUACAUUCCAAUAUGCACUUCUCACAUCAGCCCGCUCAAUUUUCAAUCCACGUUUCAACCUGACGACUCCACUCGUCAGCGGUCUAUUCUAUCUCUCCCCUGGAAUAGGCUUUUUGAUUGGUAGCGUCGUUGGCGGCAGGCUGUCCGACCAUGCCGUGAAGAAAUGGAUUCUUAAACGAAACGGGGUGCGCCUACCUCAGGAUCGACUGAACAGUGGCCUUGCAACCCUUUUUGGGGUCCUCCCAAUUGCAACCUUAAUCUACUGCUGGACCUUACAGGAAGAAGUGGGCGGUAUGGUUGUGCCAAUUAUCGCCGCUUUCUUUGCAGGUGUAGGGCUUCUGGGUGCUUUCAACGGGCUGAAUACUUAUUCGGCUGAGGUUAUGCCGCAUGUUCGUUCGGAGGUCAUCAGCGCAAAGUAUGUGGUGCAGUAUAUCUUUGCUGCCGCAGCGACGGCAGCUGUUGAGCCAGUAAUCAGUGCUAUCGGAGUAGGAUGGACAUUUACAAUCUCUGUCAAAGAUGCCACUCGCAUAAAAUCAAGUGUUCCGGAGAUCAGCCGUGUAGCAAAUGCCACGCGGUGGGACUCGCUGAUGAAUGUGCAUAUGCUACUCGAGAUCGCCAGCUAUCUAGAUCAGAUCCUUGCAGAGAAUCAGCGGCUCAAGGAGCGGUCGAUCACUUCGGCUCAAGUUGCCGAGACCAACGACCCCUCGCAGAGACGCCCUUCCAGAACAGCAGAUGUCCCUGAUGGAACAGGCAUACAGAAUCCAUUGAUUGGAGAUCGAGCCUGGUUCCACCGAUAUGAUCCCUCUUCGCCACCCAUCUACAUCGGCGAGGCAGCAUGUUCAGCAUUCGCAACACGGUUUCGCCGUUUCUUGUCAGGGAAUAGUGCAAUGCCACAUAUUCCCCGAACACAGUACGAGCGUGAAGAGACAAUCACCGCAGCGAAUGAAGCCGAUAUCCAGUGGCCGAGUCUUCACCAUGCUCGGUUGUUAGUCCGGAUAGCAAUCCACCAGAUUGGGCAUCUGUACCACCUCAUGAUGCGCAAGUCAACAUUAGAUAAGCUGGAAGAGAUUUACCAGACACAAGACUUUGACUGCACGGCCAGCAAGUGUAAGUUCUUCGCCCUGUUCGCCUUCGGACAGGCGUAUUCAAUCCGAUCCGAGCCCAAUUCUGGCUCCAGGGUGCCAGGCACGUCAUACUUUGCUCGAUCAAUGGGAUUGGUCCAGAUGCUGCCGGAGAGAACCAGUGUUACACAUUUGGAAACUCUGCUAUUGUUGUCUCUUUUUUCAUACUAUCUCAAUCGGCGUCAUUCAGCGUACAUCCUGAUCGGAAACGCCAUGCGGAUGGGUUUGACUAUCGGCUUGAACCACAAUAUCCCAGAAUCACAGCUCAUCGACCCAGUAGAACGCCAACACCGCAUCCAAAUAUGGUGGACAAUCUACAUCUUCGAUCGGAUGUGGGGCUCCAAAAUGGGUCUCCCGAUGCAAAUCCUCGAUGAAGAUAUCCACGUCGACAUGCCAUCGACCAUCUCCCCCGCUGGCGCCACGAAGAAGAACUCUCCGACUCAGAAUACAUGA